GACCCGGCGGGCUCCGCUCGGCUCCGCUGCGCUCCGCGCUGUCCUGCGCCACCGCUCCGCUCCGCUCCGCCCGCCGCGGACAUGAGCGCCGGCCCGAGGCGGCGGCCGCUGCUGCUGCUGCUCCUCCUGCCCGUCUGGGGCUCGGCGGCGGCACACAAUGGGGAUCUUACAGUUAGACCCACAUGCAAGCCUGGCUUCUCAGAACAAGACUACACAGCUUUCAUCUCCCAGAAUAUCAUGGAAGGGCAGAAGUUACUCAAAGUAAAAUUUAAUAACUGUGCCGGUAACAAGGGCGUGCGGUACGAAACCAACAGCCUGGACUUCAAGGUGAGGGCGGACGGGACCCUGUACGCUGCCCACCACCUGCAGGUGCCCUCCAAGCAGCUGAUCCUGGUGGUGACCGCCUGGGACCCCCAGACCCUGGGCAGAUGGGAGGCCAUGGUCAGGUUCCUGGUGGCAGAGAAGUCCCAGCACAACGGACACAAGCCCAAAGGAAGGAAGGCACUGCCUGGAGAGCUGGUGCAGCAGCAGAGUGACACCCUGCUGCCGUGGCGGCAGCACCAGAGUGCCAACGGGCUGCGGCGGCAGAAGCGGGACUGGGUCAUCCCACCCAUCAACGUGCCAGAGAACUCCAGAGGGCCCUUCCCGCAGCAGCUGGUCCGGAUCCGUUCCGAUAAGGACAAGGAGAUCCAUAUCAGAUACAGCAUCACUGGAGUGGGAGCCGACCAGCCGCCCAUGGAGGUCUUCAACAUUGACCCUGUGUCUGGCAGGAUGUACGUGACACGCCCGAUGGACAGGGAGGAAAGAGCUUCCUACCACCUCCGGGCUCAUGCGGUGGAUAUGAAUGGAAACAAGGUGGAGAAUCCUAUUGACCUUUACAUCUAUGUGAUUGAUAUGAAUGACAACAGGCCGGAGUUCAUCAACCAAGUCUAUAAUGGAUCUGUUGAUGAAGGCUCUAAACCAGGGACCUACGUGAUGACGGUGACGGCGAACGACGCGGACGACGGCACCACGGCCAACGGGAUGGUGAGGUACCGGAUCGUCACCCAGACCCCACAGAGCCCCUCACAAAACAUGUUCACCAUCAACAGCGAGACAGGGGACAUCGUCACCGUGGCUGCUGGGCUCGACAGGGAGAAAGUUCAGCAGUACAUAGUCAUUGUUCAAGCAACAGAUAUGGAAGGAAAUCUUAACUAUGGUCUCUCAAACACGGCCACAGCGAUCAUUACAGUGACAGAUGUGAAUGACAACCCCCCUGAAUUCACUACCAGCACUUAUUCAGGAGAAGUGCCUGAGAACAGAGUGGAGGUUGUGGUGGCAAACCUGACGGUGAUGGACCGGGACCAGCCCCACUCUCCCAACUGGAACGCCAUCUACCGCAUCAUCAGCGGGGACCCCUCGGGCCACUUCACCAUCCGGACAGACCCCGUCACCAACGAGGGCAUGGUCACCGUGGUGAAGGCAGUUGAUUACGAGAUGAACAGAGCUUUCAUGCUGACAGUGAUGGUAUCAAACCAAGCUCCCCUGGCCAGUGGCAUCCAGAUGUCCUUCCAGUCGACAGCAGGAGUCACCAUUUCAGUCACAGAUGUCAACGAAGCACCGUAUUUCCCAACGAACCACAAGCUGAUCAGGCUGGAGGAAGGGGUGCCGACGGGGACGGUCCUGACCACGUUUUCGGCGGUGGAUCCCGAUCGCUUCAUGCAGCAGGCAGUAAGAUACUCUAAGCUGUCAGAUCCUGCAAACUGGCUGAACAUUAAUGCCACAAAUGGUCAGAUCACUACUGCUGCUGUCCUUGAUCGAGAGUCAGACUACAUUAAGAAUAAUGUCUACGAGGCCACAUUCCUGGCGGCUGACAACGGAAUUCCCCCUGCCAGCGGCACUGGCACUCUGCAGAUCUACCUGAUCGACAUCAACGACAACGCCCCGGAGCUGCUGCCAAAGGAGGCGCAGAUCUGUGAGAAGCCAAACCUCAAUGUCAUCAACAUCACGGCCGCGGACGCUGACAUCGAUCCAAACGUGGGGCCCUUCGUCUUCGAGCUGCCAAGUGUGCCAUCUGCAGUGAGGAAGAACUGGACCAUCACACGGCUCAAUGGGGACUAUGCCCAGCUCAGUUUGCGGAUCAUGUACCUGGAAGCAGGAGUGUACGAUGUGCCCAUCAUCGUGACAGACUCAGGAAACCCCCCCUUGUACAACACCUCUGUCAUCAAGGUGAAGGUGUGCCCGUGUGACGAGAACGGCGACUGCACCACCAUCGGGGCCGUGGCUGCUGCAGGGCUGGGCACAGGGGCCAUCAUUGCCAUCCUGAUCUGCAUCAUCAUCUUACUGACCAUGGUUCUGCUCUUCGUGGUGUGGAUGAAGCGCCGGGAGAAGGAGCGCCACACCAAGCAGCUCCUCAUCGACCCCGAGGACGACGUCAGGGACAACAUCCUCAAGUACGAUGAAGAGGGAGGUGGAGAGGAGGAUCAGGAUUACGAUUUAAGCCAGCUCCAGCAGCCAGAGACCAUGGAUCACGUGCUGAACAAGACACCUGGAGUCAGAAGGGUGGAUGAAAGACCUAUUGGUGCUGAACCACAGUAUCCUAUAAGACCAGUAAUCCCACAUCCAGGGGAUAUUGGUGAUUUUAUUAAUGAGGGCCUGCGUGCAGCAGACAACGACCCCACAGCCCCCCCCUACGACUCCCUGCUCGUCUUUGACUACGAGGGCAGCGGCUCCACCGCCGGCUCCGUCAGCUCCCUCAACUCCUCCAGCUCCGGGGACCAGGACUACGACUACCUGAACGACUGGGGGCCCAGGUUCAAGAAACUGGCGGACAUGUAUGGGGGAGGAGAGGAAGAUUAAACUGACCUCAU
Messenger RNA from Vidua macroura (Pin-tailed whydah), 2849 nucleotides. It is a transcript of the gene CDH4, whose product is annotated as cadherin 4. Gene Ontology annotation, molecular function: cadherin binding; calcium ion binding. The transcript has 16 exons. Lineage: Eukaryota; Metazoa; Chordata; Aves; Passeriformes; Viduidae. The record is from RefSeq and is a predicted model, not a curated record. The coding region runs from base 82 to 2838 and encodes 918 amino acids. Gene Ontology annotation, cellular component: plasma membrane; adherens junction; catenin complex. Gene Ontology annotation, biological process: homophilic cell-cell adhesion; cell morphogenesis; multicellular organism development.